This is a messenger RNA of Laccaria bicolor S238N-H82, 690 nucleotides long. RefSeq lists its product as uncharacterized. The record is from RefSeq and is a predicted model, not a curated record. Gene Ontology annotation, molecular function: DNA-binding transcription factor activity, RNA polymerase II-specific; zinc ion binding. NCBI's taxonomy places the organism in Eukaryota, Fungi, Basidiomycota, Agaricomycetes, Agaricales, Hydnangiaceae. The transcript has 3 exons. Gene Ontology annotation, biological process: regulation of DNA-templated transcription. Bases 1 to 690 code for a protein of 229 amino acids.
AUGUCGGCCAUCCCCACAGACGAGCCGGCCCAAGACCCCCCGCCGUCGAUCGAACCCCAGCAGCUUCAACAUCUCCAGCAGCAGCAACUUCAGCAGCAACAACAGCUCUCAGACGUACAAUCGCCCCCUACAUCUGACCAGACUCGUAAACGCACGUAUUUCAUCUUCUCGACGCCGGGCAGCGGUCUGAUCUCUUUCUCCUUACUACCCUCAGCAAAGGCACCGUCCGUACGCAGAGCUUGCGUUGCAUGUCACACCGGCAAAACAAGAUGUAGCGAGGUGCUACCAUGCCAGAGUUGUCUCAAACGAGGCUUGGGCAACACUUGUGCCUAUCCAGAUCCUGAUGCACAAGAUCAUCAUGCUCACCAUGCACCUGCACCCAACGUCCAGUUUGGCGUAACCGCCCCUCCACCCAUGUACGCAACGCUGCAAGCCCCCAAUCUGUCCCAUCAGCAGUACUAUGACUACAAUGGAACAUUUACCGGCGCCUCCACAUCUACAUUCCGUCCAAAUAAACGACCUCGCAAUCUCACAGAGGAGGAGGCCGCCGCCAUCACUCGUAAUUUUAGCCGUGGCGAUUUCUACGUAGGGUCCAGUGCUCCCGUUAGGAUUGACCCCCGCCUCCCGGUCAGGCUCACCCUGGGAGAAGGCGAUCAUGUUCAUUUCACUGUUGGAGAGGCUUUGGUAUGA